Spodoptera exigua (beet armyworm) is the source of this 560-nucleotide messenger RNA. NCBI's taxonomy places the organism in Eukaryota, Metazoa, Arthropoda, Insecta, Lepidoptera, Noctuidae. The record is from the annotation of a GenBank genome assembly.
AUCAAUUUUGUGGUAUCACUUGUGAUAGCACCGAAUAAUACUCUACAAAAGUUUAAAAUACAGGUGUUUUUGAUAAUAUUUAGCAGCAAUGGGAUCUUCUGUGCAUAAAAUAAUUGUUACCGUAGGAUUUCUAUCACUGUUCCACUCAGCGUUUUCAGCAGCACAGCAUCGUUCGUACCUUCGAAUAACAUCACAAGAAUUCACCACUUUACCUUUGGAUAUCGUGGUACAAGCCGUGGUUAGCUUAUUUGCCGUCAUGUGGGGUGUUCUUAAUGUUGCUGGUAAUUUACGGGAGAUACCAGCUGCUGCUGAGUUGAAUACAGUUAAAUGGGAGACUCAAAGGAACCUUCCAUCCUUUUACAUCUUCAACCAUAGAGGAAAAGCCUUAGCCGACAAUUAUAUUCCUAGUGGUGGUAAAUGUGAACUAGAAAAUGUUGAAUAGUGUAUUGCAACACUACUAGUAUAAUUAUUUAUUUGUUAAGACAAGUUAUCAUUAUGGUAUUUCAUAAGGAGGAUUUAUUUAUUUUGUAUUGGACAUUCUAACUCUCUUAUUAUGGCAC